Pelobates cultripes (western spadefoot toad) is the source of this 17475-nucleotide messenger RNA. NCBI's taxonomy places the organism in Eukaryota, Metazoa, Chordata, Amphibia, Anura, Pelobatidae. The record is from the annotation of a GenBank genome assembly.
GUGUUUGGGUCUGGGGGCUGCCAGGGGGUGAGGGUUGUAGGUGCAUAGUGUUUGGAUCUGGGGCCCUGGAUUUACCUGGACUCCGGAGCUGGGGCCCUUGUGGAGUUAUUGUGUGAGCUGGUCUGGCCGGGCCAUGUAUUGGAAGAGCGAGCAGAUGUUUUUGUGUAAACUAGAAGAUAAGGAUAUCCCUGCAGUAUCAUCUGAUAAGGUAAGGGCAUGUAAUAACUCACUCAAUAUAUAAUAUAUGUGAUAUAAGGGGGAUCGCUCUGUUCGGAGAACACACGGGUUUUACGCAGAUUCUCGAAGAAUGGGUUAAUUAGAAAUGAAAUAACCGCUGUGUAGAUUGGUAGGUAUUUUGGUCUCGCAGUGUAGUAUAUUGAAUGUGUGUACUCUAGUAAUAUUCCAUACAUUGUAAUACACACAUGGUGAGUAGGAUGUAUUUCAGAUUAGUGUUACUUUGUAAUAUAUACUUUGUGUGUACACUAUCCUUAAUGCAGACUAAUGCCACUUUGUUUUAUUUAUAUAUACACAAGGUGUGUACUGGGGUAUUAUUUAGUAUCAAUGAUACAGUGUAAUAUAAACAUGGUGUGUGCUGGGGUAUUAUUUAGGAUUAGUGAUACAGUGUAAUAUAUACUCAGUGGGGUAUUAUUUACGACUAGUGAUACAUUGUAAUAACCCAGUACACACCAUGUAUAUAUUACAAUGUAUCACUAAUACUAAUACCCCAGUACACACCAUGUAAAUAUUACAAUGUAUCACUAAUCCUAAAUAAUACCCCAGUACACACCAUGUAUAUAUUACAAUGUAUCACUAAUCCUAAAUAAUACCCCAGUACACACCAUGUAUAUAUUACAAUGUAUCACUAAUCCUAAAUAAUACCACAGUACACACUGUGUAUAUAUUAUUUAGGAUUAGUGAUACAGUGUAAUAUAUACAUAGUGUGUACUGGGGUAUUAUUUAGUAUUAUUGAUGCAUUGUAAUAUAUACAUAGUGUGUACUGGGGUAUUAUUUAGGAUUAGUGAUACGGUGUGUACUGAAGAAUUAUUUGGGAUUAGUGAUACAGUGUAAUAUAUACACGGUGUGUACUCGGUUAUAGGAUCGGUGAUACAUUGUAAUAUAUACACUGUGUAUUGGGGUAUUAUUUAGUAUUAGUGAUGCAGUGUAAUAUAUACACUGUGUAUUGGGGUAUUAUUUAGUAUUAGUGAUGCAGUGUAAUAUAUACACUGUGUACUGGGGUAUUAUUUAGGAUUAGUGAUGCAGUGUAAUAUAUACACGGUGUGUACUGGGGUAUUAUUUAGUAUUAGUGAUGCAGUGUAAUAUAUACACAGUGUGUACUGGGGUAUUAUUUAGGAUUAGUGAUGCAGUGUAAUAUAUACACGUUGUGUACUGGGGUAUUAUUUAGUAUUAGUGAUGCAGUGUAAUAUAUACACUGUGUGUACUGGGGUAUUAGUGAAACAUUGUAAUAUAUACACUGUGUGUACUGGGGUAUUAUUUAGUAUGUGAUGCAGUGUAAUAUAUACACUGUGUGUACUGGGGUAUUAGUGAAACAUUGUAAUAUAUACACUGUGUGUACUGGGGUAUUAUUGAUGAUUAGUGAUACAGUGCAAUAUAUACACGGGGUGAACGCGGGUAUAGGAUUGGUGAUACAUUGUAAUAUAUACAUAGUGUGUACUGGGGUAUUAUUUAAGAUAGUGAUUCUGUGUGAAAUAUCUACACCUUCAUAAAUAUUUUAAGGCAGCAAAAUUUCUAUGGGAUAUAAUAACUGUAUCCUAUUAACACCUGUGAGGUGUGUACACAGUGAUAAUGUGCAAGUAUAUCUGCUGUAUAUUGCUCGAAUAUGAUUAUUUCCGUUCCUCUAUCGGUAUUUACUAAUAUUAACCUGGUUGUUCGAGGUGUCUGAAGGAUUCCAUCAGAGUUUACAAGUUAUCUGUGCAUGAAUUAUUGAAACCUUAUUGUUGUUGCUAAUGUAUGUGUAUUUGUGUAAUAAACCAUUUCGCUGUCCGGUUUUUUUCUUCUUCAUAUAAUAAAAUCUGGGGGGGAAGGGGGAGACACAUGACUGGAUUGAGGUGAUAUUGUGUGGGGGGGGAAGGGGGAGACACAUGACUGGAUUGAGGUGAUAUUGUGUGGGGGGGGAAGGGGGAGACACAUGACUGGAUUGAGGUAAGUGGAGGGGGUUACAUGGUUGUUGUGCUAUGGUGGAUGUUGGGCUUCCCCAGAGGUUGGAUUGAGGUGGUGUAGAUAUUUAUGUGGUAUGUGAGGAAGUCUUGGUGGCUGAAUUGUAGUAUUAGGGUAGAUGUGUAUGAUGGGUGGUGGUUCCACGUGGCAGGGUGUUAUUGGGUAUUGGAUGUGGUUUGUAUAUAAAAAUGUUCUAGUGGGCAGUGACAGAUGUGAGCACUGAGGGGGAAUUGUAUAUGUGAGGCCUGGAAGCUGGGUGCUGCCUGUGAGAGUUAUAAUCUCAAUCUAUAGCUAGCUGGCAAAAGGUAGGCCAAAAUAACUGAUUUGGAACAAUUCUUUAAAGGAACUCAAAUCCCUAGAGCAGCUUGCCUUGCUUUAGUGUUUUGUGCAAAGAGUGUGUCCUCUUAUCAAUUUAUAAAUUGUGCUAAUUUUAAUAGAAAUUGGACACUUUUUUAUAAAUUACCUUGUUUACACACUCUGGCUGUCAGACAGCCGGUCCUAUUACUUCCUGGUUUGGUUAGCUCAGUGGAGCUAAACUCAAGAGUCAGCAAUUUCCCAGAAUACCUGCUUUGCAAAGGACCUCUCAUUGAGCUACAUUGGGAAGUCUGUGAUUGGACAGCCUCAGAGAGCCUGGGCGGGGUUAGGAGGGGAGGGCUUGCAAAGGCAACAGCCAAGAGAACUGCAGGUUUUGCAAGCAUUUUUAGUUAUACCACAAAAAAAGGAUACAAUUAAAGGGACGCUCAGGUGCCAGAAAAACAAACCCGUUUUCCUGGCAAUGCAGAAUCCUUCAGUGCCCCCUCCCGCCCACCCCCCAUCCCGUGUUGCUGAAGGGGUUAAAACCCUUUCAGUGACUUACCUGAAUCCAGCGCUGAUGUCCCUCGGUGCUUGGUCAGGCUCCACCCACGCUCUUCCCCCACCAACGUCAGCCAGCGGGGGAGACCUAAUGCGUAUGCUCUGCAAUGGCCGCGCGCACUAGACCUCCACAUAGGAAAGCAUUAUUAAGAACACGACAGCCACUAGAGGACUUAACCCUGCAAGGUAAUAAUUGCAGUUUAUGAAACCUGCAAUAAUUACACUUGCAGGGUUAAGUGUGAUGGGAGUUGGCACCCAGACCACUCCAAUGGGCAGAAGUGGUCUGGGUGCCUGGAGUGUCACUUUAAAUGCAUGCUUUCAUUUGGGAUAUAUCUACUAAAUAUUUAUUUCCAUUUGCUACAAUCUAAAGCUUGGUAAAUAACCCUGUAUGGAUAGGGAGUGGAGUAUUUGCCAGUAAACACAAGUCACUGAAUUUCCUUUUUGUAAUUAUUCAGGGCAGCAGCAAUGUUUCUAGCUCAGAUUAUUUUUUUUCUUUUACCUGGUCCACUAAAUUAGCAUUUGCCACAAUUUCAAAUUGAAGGCCAAAAUGGUGGAACUGGAAGUAUUGGAAGCAUUGCUGACUUGAAUUUUCCCAUUGUGGCCUUGGAUAUGAAAUUCACUUUGGAAAAAGUAAAUAUAUAUAUUAGUUCAUUCUACUUAAGUGUAAACCAGAAAUGGCCAAGUGGUAGUCCCUCGACUUUUGGUAACUACAUCUCUCAUGAUGCUUUGGCAGUUUACACAGUGAGUGAAAAUUAUCAGUGUUGCAAUUAGCAAAUUAGUACCAUCACCAUGGAAACCAGUUUAAUUUGCAGGUGCAUUCCUGUUACAAUUCUGCAGAAUGCAUACUUUAUCAAAGCAUUUUCUGAUCUAAGUGUAACCAUGCAAAUCAUUGUUGCUUAGCAGAGAGAAAUAUUUAUCAUUUGUACUGAGAAGUUAGUGGCAGAAAUCAAAACUAAAAAAAGUAACUGUACCGGUACUAAAUAUUGUGGUACCAAUCAUGUGAACAGUUUAGUGGGCUGAACAGACAUUCAGUGGAAACUCCCACACAGUUCUUCCUUAUUCUCAUGCUGUUAUGCUUUCCAUUAGCUCCAAGGAAGUCCAGGAGCAGCUCUGGAUGAAGAUUCGUGUUCAUCGUCCCCUCUGUCCCCUGUGUCAUCGUCUUCACCUCGUUCCAUGACAUCAGCUGGUCUUACCCAGGGCAAGAGUAUCUGCAGCAGCUGCGGCUUGGAGAUAGUCGAUAAAUACUUGCUAAAGGUAAGAUGCUUUUACCAGACCGGUUCUGGAGACUUAUAGCUUUGAGGGGAGGAGGGUGUCAGAUUUUUUUUUUUUUUCCACUGCUGAUAAUUCAUUAGAUUUAAAAUAAAUUUAGAAUGUUAGCCAAAUUUACUUGAAAAAAAAUUGUUUGAGUAUUUUGGCCUAAAACAUGCUAUUCUCUUAUAAUUUACUUUGUAUCCCCAGCAACUCAUACCAUUCAUAGAUAAUGUAGUUUGUAUGAAGCGAUAUUAUCAGUGUCGCUCACCCCAAACUUACCUUUCUUGUAUUGUUUCCUCUACACUUCCUUUUUUAGAAUCUGUUCUGCUUUUCUUCAUAGUUGGUCAUAGUUUCAAAGGAAAAUCUAACUUAUAGAAGCAAAGAGGAGCAUACUCUGUAUAUAGAAAAAAUACAUAAUACAAAGUAAAAAAAAAAAAUUAAAAAAAAUUCACACAAGAUAUUUAUCAGAAGACGGUAAAUCUAGCCAUAUGCCUAGUAAGCCUAAUGUAUCAAAAAAACAUGAGAGAAAAAAGAAAAUAAAUUGCAUACCAAAAUGAACUGGGGAAAAAAAAUAUAAGACACACUAAAAAGUUUCCCUGGUCUUCGUAAUUUAGUUUUUAGUGGGAUGGUUUUAGGUAUAUUAUGUCAUGUGACUGACACAUGCACACGAUUCCACAUUCAACAUCAGAUGUUCUUAAAUAGUUUUCUAUGAUAUAUCAUAUUGCAUGGAUUCUUAUUUUUGUUUUACUUGGAUGCUAUGUGUAUUUGACUCUAACGAGUGUGUGUUAUCAUUGUCAUUUGGAACGCAUAUGCGUUCCAAGCCUUUUCUUGGUGCCAUUUGUAGGAUGUCCUUCCAUUGGAACGCAAUUGCGUCCCACGCCUUGACUGGAUUUCUUUCUUAUUUUUUUUAUUUUUACACUUUUUUGAGCAUCUGGAUCAUAUCAUCACAGGUUUUCAACCCUUCCCUUGCAUGUAUUUUUGUUUUGAUCACUUAUUGAUGCCACAAUUUCUUGUCCCUUUUGUUCUAGGGAAUGUGGGCUUUUUUUGUAUCUUGUUGGAAUACAUGUGCAUUCCAAAUCUCGACUGAGUGCAGAAUACUUGGCUUUAUAUUUGGAUUCUUAUAUUGCAGAUAUCACAUCCAAAGUUUAUUCAUUGCACAUUCUUUCUGGUAUUGAUGAUUUAUUAAUUUAUUCUUCCUUUCCCCUCUUCUUUUCUUUUUUUUUUUUUCUUUCAUUUAUCUUUUAUGCAUGUUUGCAGUCAUGUGACCAUUGGUGAGCGCUUUUCUUGGUAAUCACCAAUAAGGUAUAAAAGGGUUUGUGGUUCAUAUGUGUCUCCUUCCUUGAGAAAGGCUCAGAGAGAUUUUUUUUUUUUUAAAAAUGUUUUAAUUUUUUUUUGGUGUCUGUCCCUUUUUUCUUUUAUUCCCAGUUCAUAUUGCUAUACAGCUUAUUUUCCUUUCCUCUCAUGCUUUUUGAUAUAUUGGGGUGUGUAGGGUGUUAUACUAGGAAUCUCUUGUGUAUGGCUGGAUUUAUUUAUAUUGCUGUUAUAUAUAUAAUUUUCUCUCUCUCCUCUGUUUCUAUUAAGAAAAAUAUAUUAGUGAACGGAAUUGUGAUGAGGGAGCACCUUUCUCUGGUUUAUGUCUUUAUUAUUUAAGUGUAUUUGGAUUUAUGGUUAAUGCACUGUGUACCCUUCAUACUAAUCAUUCCUAUCGAAUCUUUGUAUUUAAACAUGUAGAUGUCACUGUUGCAUAAGGAUUUUUUUUUUUUUUUUGCUAAACUGUUGAUUUACAAUCAAAUCACAAUUUUCUGGACCAAAAUUGCAGAAUUAGGUAAAAAGUUGAGAGAAUUUUUCUUGCCAUUCUUAUUUUGUAUUCAUGGUGUUGUGCUGCCCUGUAGCUAGCCAUGUGCUAUUUUUUUUGUAUUGGGUGUUCAGUUGGAGGAAGUAUCUCAAAUGAUUGGCUUGUAUCUACAUGAUGCUGGUUUUCUGAUGUUCUACAGACUGUGGACCUGCUUUCUGUUGUACAGUUAUUGGGAUUCUAGAUUGAGGUUAAAAUGCAGACUGACAAUCAGCGUGUCCAGCAUUUGUCAGCUGAUAUAGACUGUACACUUGUGGACUGGGAUCUCAAAAUCAGUAUCUUGUCUCAGUCUUCAUUCUCUGUAAUAAUUGUUCAAUUUAUCCAGUGCUGACAAUCUGUUAUAUAUUUUAAAAAAUAUUACAUUCUCUAAAAUUUAGUUAUGCACAAAAAUAUGAAUUAUCGGGAAUUUAAUUUUAGCCCCAAAUAAACAAAAUGAAAUCCUAAUAUUUCAGAUAUUUUGCUUCAAUAUUGAUAUUCCAGCAAUUCGCAUAUUACUGAAUAAACUUGACAUUAAACUGGGAAUUUAUUUUUAAUUCCCUUUGCUUUUUGCUUUUAAAUUACAUUUUUGUCCUUGAUAAAAUGUAUUUUCCAUAAAACGUUCGAUGAUUGUAUGUUGAUUGUAUGUUCUCGCUCUAUAAUUUAACCCCCUCAUUACUUCUUGCUUUGGCAGAAUUUUAAAGGUUUUUGGUAUUGUUAUGAAGGGGUUAACAUAGCUUUUACCCUGAGAUGGUGAGAUCACAGAAGCCUGGUAGUGAUUCUGAUGAUUCAGUGAAAGUCUGUUUUUGUUUUUUUGUGGGUUUUUUUUUUUUCUGGUGUUCGGAUGCAUGCACUAGUCUGUGUUAAAUUAAACAUCAGGUUCCAUUCCGAUAACAUUUGUGAUGAAGUGGGUUAAAAACCAAUUUGCAGAUGUCUGUUUUGGCAGAAAAAAAAAAUUCUCCUUUUUUCCAAUUCUGUGACUCUUGGCCUGCAUUUUGUAAUGCAGAUUUAUAUUUUGUUUAAUGUACCACAUUACAUUUUGCUCUGCUUCAAAUUUUCGUUAGGUAAUUUGCUUAAUCAGACUUGGUACAGAAUUGCUGACUUAAUUUAGCCAGAUUUACUGAUAAACAUAUCCAGCUAUCAAAAGAAAAUCUUUUAUGCAAAUAACAUUGAAAUCAGAACAACAAUUGAUAAAAGCCUAUCUUGAGAAGCAUAAAGAAAGUCAAAUUUGAAUUCCAUUUUCUUAUAUCCUUGUUUUGUUACUAGAGGUGAGGAUUUAUAGAUUUGCAUCUGCAUAAAGAAAUAGUCACUGCAUAUGUACAAUUUUUAAUUAUAUUUUUUUAACGCUUGUGUUGCUUUGUUAGUGAUGGGACACCAGUUUAUGCUUGUAUCAAAUUUUACCAAAGGUUUUUAUGGUGUGAUUUUAUCUUUCUUCUUGGUUUUUAUUUAAAAAAAACCAAUAUGGGUUUGAGUCGAGUUAGUGGUUUAGCGUUGAUUUGCUACAUUCUCGAAUCUGUCCUCGUUAUGCGAGCAUACAUGAUAUAAAUCGCAACCAUUUGUAUUUCUAUUAUUAGUGUUUAUUCCACCCCCACUGCACAUCUGCCAUUACGGCACGUGUUUGGUUAAUUAUCUGGUAUUAGCACUUUGUGCUCCUUUUGAGAAAAAGUUCACAAAUUCCAACACACACAUAAACAAACAUGCAUUUUAGCUAGAGGCUAGUAACAGGGAUGGAACUGACAUUGUAGAAUGUGUAUUUUUUCCAAUAUUCCCAUAUAAAGGAAACUGAGCCUGGGAUCUGGCAGUCGGUCGCACCAGUAAUUUUUAGAGCAUUUAAAUGCCACGUGCAGCAAGAUAACUGCAGUAACAGGAUCUUUAAUUGGGGAAAACAAUUAAAUGUUAAUGCUAAAUUAAGAGCAUGCACUAUUUCCAAUGAUUUUCACUUUCUGUUUUUCUUUGCUUUUAAAACGUAUUCCACUCUUUACAAGAUUUUUUUCCGGCAGUAAUUGAAAUCUGCACACAGUAAUUGAAAUUUGACAGGCCAUUGGGGUAAAUAUAUGGCUCCUGAAAAGGCUCUUUAAAAAAAAAAAAAAAUGUGCGGCUUAUGCAAAAUAUUCAAUUUUUCUCCAACCCACGCACUUUUUAGGACCGGAUAUAUUUUGUGUAGAUACGGUGUUUGUGUCUGGGAAACUAAUAAAAGAUACGGUAUGGAUAGUUAAAUGAGGGGGGGAAAGAAAACACAAUUUGUACCUGUGUUGGAAUCCAGAUAAAUCAGGAACAGUAAGGUAACUGAAUUCAAGGAAUUAUUCACGAAACUGUGAAUGAAAGCUGCAUUUUAAAAACACUCUGCAGUAGACUUCAGAAAGUAGCGUAGCUUGAGCACUUUUUUUUUUUUUUUUCCUGCUAUCCCCUGGUUUAUUUUGCAAAUCCUGUUCUCAAUUUGCUCAGUGCAGAUGGACUCAAACAAUUCUCAAGCAGCCAUAACUGGCCAUGUUUUAUUCUGUUUUAAAAGUACGUUUACCACCUACCUAAUGUAUCCACGUCAACGAAUGUCGAAAUUUUUUUUUAAAUUUUUUUUUUAUAUUUACAUGAGGGUUGAUCAGAAUUUCAGUUUAUCAAGAAUUUAUAUUGUCCAUGACCCAAACAGGUUUUUUUUUUUUUUUGGUGGCGUAUGUUAACCUUUCAGUAAGUAGCAACGUAGAGAUACUGGUUUGUAGAUGGAGGCCCAACAUUUUUAGAGCUAUUUUCAAUACUAACCACAGGACUUGUGUUUACUACUGUAUACAUUCAAAGUUUAUAUUCCCAUUUGUAGGAUUUUGCAUCUGAGAACAUAUUCAAAAACUGACCUCCAAUAAUUAGACAACUAGAAAGAAUUUUUAGUUUUAUCUAUAUUAUCUCAAGAGAACGUUAUUGUACCACGUGUUGGAAAUUGUAUUGACCAUUUUUUUGCAAGUUCUGUUAAUGGUUGAAAUGUAUGCUUUAGAAUCAGUUACAUGUAGUGGUAAUUGUGUUUAAAAUCUGUCCCUGACUGUAAAAACUGGGCCUAUCAUGAAUUUUAGACUGGUUUAUAGAAAUGGGACAGAUUUUAAUAACACCGGUUACAUUCAAAGAUUUACAGGAUUAUUGUGACCACUAACCUGUCGAGAAUCACUUACCCUAGUUGAAUUUAAAUCUCAGUUUCUCUUUAUAGAUUGUGUCUAACUUUCUCCCUAUGUUUUUAUGACUUUAAAUAAUUUUUGUGGAUAGAUGACUUUUUGUUGUUGGUAUAUGCAAGUAUGUUGUGACGUUGAAUCAGUUUUCCCACAUCCCAAUGACUUGGCUUUGCUAUGUUAAUCCUAAUUAAACUCACUGAGUUUAGAAUAUGUGGCAUUAGCUCGAAGAACAUUAAGAAAAUAUUACUGUAAAUAUAUUGAGUGCCCCUUCACAUAGGAUUUCUGUUAUCCCUAAUUUCAAAUGUUUACGGGGAAUGGUUUUUGAAAAAUAUAGAAUCCAGGCCAGGUCAUUGUCUGAAGCAGGAGCAUGAAGGGCUAAUGUGACAGUACAACAUAGUAUUUCUGGUUAAAGUGGGGAGACGUCUCCUCAAUUGCCAAUGUUAACCUUCUUUGAUUCUCUAUAAAUGUGCAAAUUGAAAAAUAUUAACCAAACUUUGUAAAGGACUUUGAGAUGUGCAUAAAAACGAUAUUAAAAUAGAAAAAUGGCAAAAUAAAAAUUACCCUAGAAAUUUAAUCAUUUCUGUUUUUUACAAAAUUUGUGGAGGGCGUUAAAUAUGCUGAACACUUCAAUCAAAUACUUACAAAUUACUUACAAUAUUUUUUUUUUUGUGGUUUCAGACUACCAUGCAUGACCUAUUUUAAAAGCAACAAUGUACAUCACUGGUUCCCAAGCCAGUCCUCAUGGCCCACCAACAAUCCUGGAUUUAUGUAUUUUUUUAUUUUUAUUUUUUUAUUAUUUAUUAUUAUUCCAAUGGAGGUACUGACAAAAUCUGGAUUGUUGGUGGGUUGUGAGGACUGGUUUGGGAACCACUUCUGUUUAUCCUUUUAAAAGGCCACUAAAUCUCAAUGAAGUGCUCUGGGUGCAGUGGUCCUGUCCUUUUUAACUUUAAAGGACCACUAUAGUGCCAGGAAAACAUACUUGUUUUCCUGGCACUAUAGUGCCCUGAGGGUGCCCCCACCCUCAGGGCCCCCCUCCCGCCGGGCUCUCGGGGGACGAAGGGGUUAAACUUACCUCUUUCUCCAGCCCUGGCGGGGAGCUGUCGUCCUCCUCUUCGGCUGAAUGCGCAUGCGCGGCAGGAGCUGCCCGCGCAUUCAGCCAGUCCAUAGGAAAGCAUUCACAAUGCUUUCCUAUGGACGCAGGCGUCUUCUCACUUCUCACAGUGAGAAGCGCGGAAGCCCUUUAGCGGCUGUCAAUGAGACAGCCACUAGAGGCUGGAUUAACCCAUAGGUAAACAUAGCAGUUUCUCUGAAACUGUUUAUAGCAAAAAGGGUUAAACCUAGCUGGACCAGGCACCCAGACCACCUCAUUAAGCUGAAGUGGUCUGGGUGCCUAUAGUGGUCCUUUAACCCUGCAUCAUUAAAAAUUGCUGUUCUGUUUUCUUAGAAACUUAAGUGUUUUACAUUGCAGGGUUACAUUCACCUAGUGGCUGCUCUCCUUAUGGCCUCUAGAGGCGCUUCCGCUGCUCUCAUGGAAUAACUGUCACUUGACAUGGAAGGUCAUAGGAUAGUAUUGAACACAAUAUUUUCCUAUGUGGAUGGGGGGGGGGAGGCAGAGUUGCAAUGUAUUGUAUACAAUUGAACCAAAUCAUAUCACCCAAAAUCUUAACUGUGUACAUGAAAUAUUGGUCAGAAACAUUAAAUGACGAUGAUAAAAACUGCAUGCACAGAAAAUUACCGGGGCAAACUACAGGUAUAAUUGGAAACAAUUCAAUAGUAACACAUGAUAAUAUAGUAGCAAUGUAAGAAUACAUUAGGUGAAGUAUCUUCCAAGAUUCAGUCAGUACCUGGGAGUUUUUUGGAGUUACUGCAGGAUGUUAAAUGUAGAGCAUCACAAUCACUGUUCCUAUAAGGGAGUGUGAGAUGAGGCUUUGGAGUUAAAAGUAUUACUUUUAUUGGUCUUGUCUUUCGCAGGUGAAUGACCUCUGUUGGCACGUCCGUUGUCUGUCCUGUAGUGUGUGCAGAACCUCCCUGGGAAGACAUACCAGCUGUUACAUCAAAGAUAAAGACAUAUUCUGCAAACUUGAUUAUUUUAGGUACUAUACAUGUAUGUAUUCAUCAUAGCUGUGUGUUUGCCUGUUUCCACAUGGUAUUCUGUCUGCAGAUUGUGACUGUGGAAAGCGUAACGUCUUUGCUGUGCUUUGUGCCACUAGACGAUAUGGAACGCGCUGUUCCCGAUGUGGACGGCACAUCCAUUCCACUGACUGGGUUCGGCGAGCUAAGGGGAAUGUCUAUCACUUGGCGUGUUUUGCCUGUUAUUCUUGCAAGAGGCAGCUGUCCACGGGAGAAGAGUUUGCUUUGGUAGAAGAAAAAGUGGUUUGCCGAGUGCAUUACGACUGCAUGUUGGACAACUUAAAAAGAGCCGUGGAAAAUGGUAUGUUCUCGUAACAGCUCAGCCAAGAUAAACAUCGGUGCCUAAUUAUUCAAAGCUGAACGAUAUAGAGAAAAAUAACGGAAUCUUAUUUUCUUCUCAUCUCAGGGAAUCGAGUUAGUGUAGAAGGAGCCUUGUUAACCGAACAAGACAUUAAUCAGCCUAAGCCUGCAAAGCGAGCAAGGACCAGCUUCACGGCAGACCAGCUCCAAGUACGUUUUUCUUUAGGUCUUCAUGCAGAGUUCAAAUGUUCCUUGGUUUGUGUUCAUGAGUUGGAGAGAGAUUACAAUCUUGUAAUUGUCUGAAUAUCCAGAUUAUUUUGUUUGCCAUGCCAUUUAAGAGUUAUUUUUUGUUUUAUUCUACACAUACACACAACUGCAGAUUGUAACAGACAUUGAAUACUGUUCAUAAAUACUAUAUUUUAUUUCUCAAAAUUGUAUUUGGUGUCUUAAAUGUAUUAUACAGAUUUUGUGGGACAGGUGCAAAAUAGCAAUAACUUGGAAAGAAACCAUAUCAUUUUUUUCCUUUAGCUAUUUCUGACCAAUGCAUUUAGGAUGAUGAGUUGUGGAAGGCAAUUUUUCAUGAAAGAAUAAACAGGAGUGGAUUUGGAUUUUUAUUUAUUUUUAACCUGGCACCUUCAUGUGCAAAUAUGCUACACCGAAUCAGACAUCUGGUUUUACUGUGAUUAUUGCCAUUACAGGUCAUGCAAGCACAAUUUGCCCAAGACAACAACCCAGAUGCACAGACCCUACAGAAAUUGUCUGAAAGGACAGGCCUAAGCAGGCGUGUAAUACAGGUAAAUGAUUGAUGUGAAAGUCUAUGUAUAAAGACUUUCUGAUGUCCAAAGAGUAACCGUAUUUAGUGCAUUUGACAGGUCAAGAUCUUUGAUAUAGAUUUCAUAUACCGCGCUACGGAAUAUGGCACUAAAUAAAUAAUAAAAUAAUAAUUUGCCUAAUUCUUGUGCAUCCACAUGGAACAUUUUAGCAUCUGAGAAAUAGUCCAUAAGGCAGUUAUGCAGUGAUCUGGGUGUCCAGCAAAUGUAGCUGGCACAGCUUUUGUUUGAGCCUAGCAAGCCAUUUGAAUGGUCCUGCUCUAAAUGGCAUCAGUAUUUGAAAUUUAUGUAUGAUGCUGUGGAAACCGUGUAUUAAAGGUUUUUUCACAGUAAUAGCAGCUGCUAUAAUGUUGCCUCACUGUUUAGGACACAGUCUUGGUUUUGGGACGGUGGCUUCUCCGAGCUAUAAACCCAUUUUUUUAAGAGCAUUUUGGUUGAAGGAGACUUAUCCCUUACUGUGAACACUGGAGAUACUAUGGACUACUGUCCAUUUUAAGUCAUUUUUACUUGGCUAAAAGUUAUUUUGGUUACAGUCCACAGAAUCCUGAGUGCAGGUACUUCCUAAAUACAACAUCUACUUUGAAUGGUGCCGUCAUGGUGAAACAUUUUACCAAGACUUUAAUAAACAACUUAUUUUCAUUUUGUAAUUUUAAUUUUCUUUUAUCUUUAGUUUGUAGAUGGUUACUAGAUAUUUGCAAGAGAUCUAAUAGUGGUUAUGGUAACACUUACUGUGCUGUAUCGUGGCUGUGAGCGGUUAUUGUUUGACAUGGCAUUUUUCCAUUUUCAGGUUUGGUUUCAGAAUUGUCGGGCACGCCACAAGAAACACGUCAGUCCUAAUCAUUCAUCUACUGCACCAGUGACAGCCGUACAGUCCUCAAGGCUUUCACCACCGAUGUUGGAUGAAAUGACCUAUUCUGCAUAUGUACCUCAAGAUGGACCGAUGCUAACUGCUUUGCAUAGUUACAUGGAUGGUAUGUACUUUUUAAUGCAAAAUCAAUCCGUUAAUAAAUUCACCCCAUUCCACUCUGUCCGCAAAGUGUUUAAUAUUCAACGUGUGUAAAAUAACAUCCCAAAGAGCUAAAUCUGGCAUGUGAUACAUUCCUAACCUCAAUCCACUAAAUAUAUUAUGGAAAUUGAAUUUCUAGGAUAGGAAUUGUAUAAUGGCCUGAGAGAUUUACAUUCCAAUGCAUGUUUCUUGCAGAUUAAUAGUCUAAAGUGGUAUUAAUUUUCCAUAUUCUCAUCUAAUUGUUUCAACCUGUUUUUGGCCCUGAUAAACUGUCCAGCCAGGGAACACUUGAAAAAAUAGCAUACAUUUUUAAUAUAUGAAUCCCAUUUCUGUUAACAAAAAAUAAUUUGAAUGUUAUGGGCAAACGGCAGAAUACACAGAUUUGUGCAUCAACUGACUGUCCCAGACCUCAGUGUUCUUUAUUUCCCCACACAUUUGUGUAAUCUAUAUACAUUUUGAAUCCAUUGUCAAGGCAUAUACUGGAAAAUGGUUAAGAGGAAACCAUCUUAUGUGUGUUGAUUGAGAGAAUGCUUUGUAAUGUUGUAUAGAAGAGUAAUCUACAGGUAUGUGUGUAUUUUAUGGUUUUAAUCUACUAGUCCAAGGUACUAAAGUGGUAGCCCAAUCUACUUGCAUUACAUGGUGUGUCCUGGCAUUAUGUGAUGUAUGUGUGGCGUGCCGUGUGCUCCAACUGUAUGUGGUUGUGAUACGCUGACCCAUAAACACACAAACUACACAUUCUAACAUGUAUCAUAUUGAUUUAGGGCUCCAUAUUACAUAGGCUGUACGUAUAAAAGUAGGGAUUAAAGGGACAAUACAGUGUUAAGAAUGCAAAUCUGUUUAUCUAGCGCUCUAGUGCUACUGUCCCUUGUUAAAUACAGGAGUCCCCCCAAGUUUCCAAAAAAUGAAAAAAAUAAUUUACUUAUUUUUUAAAUUAAGGAUUGCAAAGUGCUUUAUUUUUUUUAUUUUUUUUAUUUUUUUUUGUUAAUGUAAUUUGCUCAUUUGAGAUAUUAGAGUCAAAUCACUCGAGCAAGUAAACGGUUUAGAUAACCAAUAAUGAGUGGAUAAAACAGGCGCUCACAAAUAUUUAACAAUCUAAAAAAGCAGCGGAAUAAAAAUUAGGUAUAUAUCCCUUUAACCCCUUAAGGACCAAACUUCUGGAAUAAAAGGGAAUCAUGACAUGUCACACAUGUCGUGUCCUUAAGGGGUUAAAGUGCAAAAUAUUUUGUGCAAAGCAGAACACUUUCUUGCAAGAAUAACAGUGUAACUAGUCUAUCAAUAGUAAAUAGCAAUCAGUGUGUGCUUAUUGUGACAAAAUUGCAGCAGCCAACAAUGAAUAUAAGCAAAUAUCCCCCAUACAUAAAACAAUCCAAAAUGUGGGUGCUCAAAACAAACAUAUACAAACUUGAUGAUACUUAAAUAAAACGUUCUUUAAUACAAAUAUAAGAACAUAUAGUGCAGAGCGUCGACAUUCACAGAUAAAACUUAUGGUAUCAAACUCACUGCAUUUGAGUGGAUUGUGUGCCACUCUCGCUUUAAAAGCCCUGGAGAAUUCAAGCUCCUUGAGUUCGGCGGAUACACCCGGCAUAGAUCGGACCAAAGAGAGAGACUGUUAUUUCUCAAGUAGAAUUAAAAACACUUAAAACAAAUCAAAUCUUAAAAUCCUUGGAAGGCUUUUUGUAACUUUUAGUCGCUUAGCAUUUCUUUCCCCCUCUGUCUUGCCUCACCUUACACGCAUAAUGUGCAUCUCUCUGCCCCCAGAGCUUUGUCAAAUGUCAGAUGCCCUAUUAACAUCUGCUUCACUUGUUAAUGAAACCUGAACAGGUACACUGUAACCUACAGCUUGAAUUAUGACUGCUGAACUAUUUUCAAAACCCCCGAUUAACCUAGGAUAGUUUCCAGUGAAAACCAUGGAAGGACAGGAAUUGGCAAAUGGAUCUUUUAACAACUCCAGAUUAAACAGUUUGCUAACACUGUUGUAGUAGGUUUAGCACAUGAUGUAUUUAAACAAUGGCCUUGUGCCUAGAAUGUGCAGCCUUGAAGUCGAUGUAUAUGCGCAUGUUGCAUGCUCAGGUGACAUUCAUUUCUACAGGGUAGAGCUGUCAGACCUGCACACCCCAGAUGUUGCUGAACUAUAACUCCCAUGAUUCACUUGCUAUCUGUUUCAUUGAAAGAAUCAUGGGAGUUGUAGUUCAGCAAUAUUUGAGUGGCUGCAGACUGAUCUGUAAGACUCUUUGUAGCUUAGGAUCUGUUUUUGUAUUCUUGUAUAUACUUUUUUGUGACUGAAAGUCUUCAAGAGGCUCUGCUCCUUGCAGGCCAUGCUCUGGCAUGGGAUGUUGAUGGAUUUUAGACCAUGCUCUGGCAUGGGAUGCUGCUGGGUUUUGCACCAUGCUCUGGCAUGGGAUGCUGCUGGAUUUUAGACCAUGCUCUGGCAUGGGAUGCUGCUUGAUUUUUAGACCAUGCUCUGGCUUGGGAUGUUGAUGGAUUUUAGACCAUGCUCUGGCAUGGGAUGUUGAUGGAUUUUAGACCAUGCUCUGGCAUGGGAUGUUGAUGGAUUUUAGACCAUGCUCUGGCAUGGGAUGUUGAUGGAUUUUAGACCAUGCUCUGGCAUGGGAUGUUGAUGGAUUUUAGACCAUGCUCUGGCAUGGGAUGUUGAUGGAUUUUAGACCAUGCUCUGGCAUGGGAUGCUGCUGGGUUUUGCACCAUGCUCUGGCAUGGGAUGCUGCUGGGUUUUGCACCAUGCUCUGGCAUGGAAUGUUGAUGGUCAUUGUUCUACUUGGCUUUAGCAGGACUCUAAUAUAAACAAAGGGCACAUUUUAAGCUGACAUAGGAUUUUAAUGGAUCCGAUCUUUACUGCCAGUGGAUUAUAAAUGGCUCUUAAUGUGAGGAGGAUAAAUUUGGGACUCUAGUUUAAGCAAUAUAAAAAAAAAUAACUUAAAAACCGUAAUAGUCCUAGAAGCUGCCAGAUGCAGAGGUUCCUCCCAGCCUCUUGCCUUUCAGUAAGGACUGAUCAGGUCUUGAAUGUAUUAGGCUUUUUUGUUCCUGCCUACCAUAUUUAUUUGUUAAUCUGGUUAUGCCGGAGGAAAUAAAGAUAGCUGACAACAUCUGCAUUGAGCACUUUCUCAUGGCUUCCCCUAUGGCUCUCCACUUGCUAUUGUUUUAAAGCUAGAAUGUAAAUAGUUCAUGGAAGGGUUGUAGUUACAUGUGAAUAUAGAAUGGACUCCAUCAUUGGUGAGACAUGGGACUAUUGUGAGUAGGGUUAGACUGAUCCACCUGCUCCUUCAUAAGUUUGUUUUGACUUGCAGCUAAGUAGAAUUUUGCUUACACUAAUCCUGCUUUCUCUUUCAGCUCAUUCUCCAUCUGCGCUUGGUCUCCAGUCUCUCCUGCCUCACUCCAUGACACAGCUACCGAUCAGUCACGCGUAGACCUUUUUCUAGGAUCCCCACAUUUCUCCCCCCCAACAAGAAUGUAAAUGUUUGGGUAUAACAUUGAAACAUUUAUUGUGUAUACAAUCUGAAUAAGAGCACAAGUUAUUUUGUAUGGCUCCACUUGGUGCUGAAAGACCCAAAGUUCCGCUAGCCGUCUGCAGUGAAGGAAUUUCAAUGCACAGUCGAAUUCCAUGUUUUUUAGGGUGUGUAAGUAUUAAAGGGUUGUUCGUCAAGUACCACUAAAUUCUUCCACUUCUGCAUCCUUUAAUUUUUUUUAUUUUUUUUUGUACUGUCUGGAAAUAGUCCAAAUUAGUUGUUUGUUUUAAUUUAUUUGUCAUCAUAAGAGCACUUAGCCAAAAAAAGGACUGACAGGUGUGCAACAAAUGUUUACAAUUUUUUUGUGAAAUUGUAGUUUUUGUCAUUUAGUUUGUAUCUGUAAAUUAUUACAAAAGUGCAUAUGUAUGCGUUACUUUAAACUUCUCAAUUUGCAUCUGUGAACUGGCAAAUUCAGUUUAUUUUUUUUUGUCUC